Diospyros lotus (date-plum) is the source of this 942-nucleotide messenger RNA. RefSeq lists its product as uncharacterized. Lineage: Eukaryota; Viridiplantae; Streptophyta; Magnoliopsida; Ericales; Ebenaceae. Gene Ontology annotation, cellular component: nucleus. Gene Ontology annotation, biological process: positive regulation of DNA-templated transcription. Gene Ontology annotation, molecular function: DNA-binding transcription factor activity. The transcript has a single exon. Bases 1 to 942 code for a protein of 313 amino acids. The record is from RefSeq and is a predicted model, not a curated record.
AUGGAGGAUUUUUAUCUUGAAAGUUUUGGUCAUGGAAAUUACGAAUCAGAGGUCCCAGGACAACAAUCUCCAACACCGUUCGGUAAUGACCCAAAUUUUUCAUUAAAAAGACAAAAGCCUGUCUUUUCAGUUACCCAAGAUGAAUUCCCAAGUAUGAGAGAAAUGAGUUCUGAAUUCGUAAAUGCGGAAGACCUCAUGAAUGGUGGGUGGGAUGUUGAAGCAAAUGAAACCUCAUUAGACAUGAACCAAAAUGAUAUGAUGAUGGUCAACCUCGAAACUCUAGAGAACUCAUUUCCUCUCCCUAUUACUCUGCCUUCCCAAACGUCUAUGAAUGAGGUUUGGGUAGAUAUCCAGAGGAAUCAAUAUUCAGCAAACAACGCCAACAUCAAUAACAUUACCUAUUCCUCUCAAGGAGUUAAUGUACUUGGGCAAGUGAAGUUUGAAGAUUACCUAGUAAAAGAAGGUAUAAUUCAAGCUGAAGAUUUGGAUGCUCUAGGAAAGGAAGAAAAACAUUGCCUAAAUGGCUGUAAGAAUUGUCCUCGCAUUGAAACAAGUUUCGAUCUAGCUACUAUUCGAGGAGACCUGAUGUUGGGUGUUAAAUUUCCGCAUCCAAAUAGUGUAAUUAGUAUCCCUUUUUAUUAUCUGCUCCCUCCAAGAAGUGAAAUUUACAUUCCAACCAGAGCUCCUAUGUUCCAAGCAACUCCACCUAGAGGCAGCUUCCUGGGAAAUUUCUCUAACAUUAUUGGAAGAGGAAACCAAAUUCAUCUUAAUGGGCUGGGGCAGUCUCUUAAAACGAGCGCAGUGAAUGGUGUUUUGGCACAUGCAGCAGAGCGAAGAAAACACAGGAUGAUUAAAAUUAGACAGUCUGCAGCAAGAUCUCGAGCAAGGAAACAGGUUCCUUUCUUCUCCAUAGUUAUCAUUCUUAUUUGCAUUGUUAUUUGA